Messenger RNA from Aspergillus fijiensis CBS 313.89, 585 nucleotides. RefSeq names its product cysteine proteinase. Gene Ontology annotation, cellular component: cytoplasm. The record is from RefSeq and is a predicted model, not a curated record. NCBI's taxonomy places the organism in Eukaryota, Fungi, Ascomycota, Eurotiomycetes, Eurotiales, Aspergillaceae. Gene Ontology annotation, molecular function: cysteine-type deubiquitinase activity. Gene Ontology annotation, biological process: protein deubiquitination; ubiquitin-dependent protein catabolic process. The transcript is spliced from 3 exons. The coding region runs from base 1 to 585 and encodes 194 amino acids.
AUGGAGAAGAAGACAUGGUCAAUGCUGGUAGAACCCCAUCACAUUAGAAUAACAGAGAACAACCCCGAUGUAGUGAAUCAAAUGGCAGCCAAGCUGGCUUGGGACCGAAGUUGCAAGGCCGAAGACGCCAAUACAGAACUAUACACGGGCUCUGGUCCGGACAAGCCAGUCAUCUGGUUCAAGCAGACCAUCGGCAACGCCUGCGGCUCCAUUGGUCUGCUCCAUUGCCUGAUCAACGGUCCAGCUGUCGACUUCAUCACGCCCGAGUCCGAUCUCGCGGCCAUCCGAAGCGACGCUAUUCCGCUCGAUAUGACCCACCGCGCCGAAAUACUGUGCAACAGCGAGCCAUUUGAACUGGCCCACAAGUCGGUCGAGCAGGCCGGCGACAGCUAUGCAGAUCCGACUGAUGGGCGUAGUGGGGGCCAUUUUGUGGGGUUCGUCAAGAGCGGUGGAAAGCUCUGGGAGCUGGAAGGAUCACGGAAGGGUCCUUUGGAGAGAGGCAGUCUGGCUGAUGAUGAGGACGUUGUCAGUCCACGAGCCCUUGACAUGGGUAUCAGGAGGAUCAUCCAGUUGGACAAGGACUGA